Penicillium daleae is the source of this 1455-nucleotide messenger RNA. Its product is annotated as putative MFS glucose transporter. Lineage: Eukaryota; Fungi; Ascomycota; Eurotiomycetes; Eurotiales; Aspergillaceae. Gene Ontology annotation, molecular function: hexose transmembrane transporter activity. Gene Ontology annotation, cellular component: membrane. The transcript has 2 exons. The coding region runs from base 1 to 1455 and encodes 484 amino acids. Gene Ontology annotation, biological process: monosaccharide transmembrane transport. The record is from RefSeq and is a predicted model, not a curated record.
AUGGCUCCGGGUGGCUCAACGCGGUCGCAAGUCACACCAUACUUGAUUUACCUGGUGUUUAUCGCCACGUUAGGCCCGCUCCAGUUUGGCUAUCAUCUGGCCGAGCUGAAUGCUCCGCAAGCAGUCGUGACGUGCGCGAAGAAAAGUAUCCAUGGCUCUACCGCUGGCAUCAAGGGCCUGCCACAAUGCAUUCCCAUGAAUCCCUCCCAGUUCGGCUUGGUCUCGUCAAUCUAUACCCUCGGUGGUCUAUUAGGAGCCCUGCUGGCAGGGCCAGUAUCGACCAAGUACGGACGCCGAGUGGCGAUGCUUGCGACGACCGUUUUCUUUGUCCUCGGCCCCGUGGCAGAGACUCUCGCGCCCGCGAUCCCAGUCCUCGCUCUGGGCAGGUUCCUCUCCGGCAUUGGAUCUGGUGCUGCGAUUGUGGUGGGCCCUAUCUACGUGUCUGAGAUUGCGCCGCCGCAGUCGCGAGGCUUCUUCGGCGCAUUUACCCAAGUCAUGACCAAUGUUGGUAUCCUACUGACCCAGGGUCUGGGAUACUUCUGGAGCCAUGAUAGCUCCUGGCGGCUGAUUCUCGCCGUGGCCGGUAUGAUUGGAGCAUUAGAGCUUCUGGGCCUAUUUAUGGUCCCGGAGAGUCCGACUUGGCUUGCUGAGCACGGCUCCGUGAGCCAGGCCCGCCGGGUCCUGCAGCGCAUUCGCGGCAAGGAUGCCGACAUCGAAGCUGAGACCCAGACCUGGAGAACGUCGGGCGCCCCUGAAGAGGAGUCUCUGUUGGCUCCAGCGGCCGGCACUACGCGCUCCAAGCAAGAUCCCGUGACUAUCAUGCAGGCCAUUCGCGAUCCCUUCUACCGGCCCGCCAUUAUUGCUGUCGUGGGCGUCAUGGUCGCGCAGCAACUCACUGGUAUCAACAGCAUUGUCAUGUACAGCGUCUCCUUACUGCAAAGCAUCUUGCCCACGACGGCGGCCCUACUGACCGUAUUCAUCUCAGCCAUCAACCUCGUCAUGACGUUGGUGUGCUCCCCAUUGCCCGACCGGAUUGGUCGGAAGACCUGUCUACUGCUUAGCAUUGCCGGUAUGGGCAGUAGCUCGAUAUUAUUGGCCCUGGGGAUCUACUUUAACCAGAAGAUCGCAUCCGCGAUCGCCGCCCUAUUGUUUGUGGCCUGUUUCGCGGUUGGUCUGGGCCCGGUGCCUUUCAUCCUGGCCUCGGAGCUCGUGGGGCCCGAAGCGGUUGGCGCGGCGCAAAGUUGGGCGCUGGCGGCCAACUGGACUGCGACAUUUGUGGUCGCGCAGUUCUUCCCCGUGCUGAAUGAUGCGCUCGGGGGCCGCGGAAAGGUGUACUGGGUCUUUGCAAUGAUGGCGGGGCUUCUGGGAGUGUUCAUAUACCGCUGGGUUCCGGAGACCAACGGCAAGGCGAAUGCGGAUGAGGUUUGGGGUCGAGUGGACCGACGAGAAGACUAA